AUGCCACUCAACUUGGCCGCAGAGAAUGAGCUACAGAUGAUGCGACCGUGUUGCUUUUUUUGGUUACGCGCUUACGGAUUCAUUCGACGCAAGUCAAUGUCGUUUGUAACAUCCACCAUCGUGAAAUUCGAGCUGCGUCGCGUCAAUUCGGCAUUCAUUAUCGGUGGAGGUACUGCACCCCAUCCGACAUUAUGGAACUAUUUGAUGUAA
Molecule: messenger RNA, 210 nt
Organism: Echinostoma caproni
Lineage: Eukaryota; Metazoa; Platyhelminthes; Trematoda; Plagiorchiida; Echinostomatidae
Source: the annotation of a GenBank genome assembly